AUGAAGAGAUACCGUGGCAGCAAGGUGCAGAAAGUGAAAGAGGUGGUGGUUCUGCCACUGGAAUUGAUUACCCAAAUCCUGUUGAGGUUGCCGGUGAAGUCUCUUGUUCGAUUCAAAAGCGUGUGUAAGUCGUGGCUAACUCUGAUCUCUGAUCCUCACUUUACAAAAAUGCAUUUUGAACUAGCUGCAGCCCCCGCACAGAGACUAAUGCUGAUUUCUGGUAGGGCUUUGGCUCCUAAAGUCCUAUCGUUAGACAUGAAUGCAUCCCUAAACAACUAUUCUGCUUAUGUUGAAUUGAAAGUAUCCUGUGCAGCUUUUCCCUCUACUUUUGUUAGAAUCGGAGGUUCUUGUCGGGGAUUUUUACUUUUGGACUGUUUUCGCCAUCUAUGCCUGUGGAAUCCAUCCACAGGAAUCCACAAACAGGUUUCUUACUCACGCAUGGCGACCAAUGGGGAUAUCUUGUUUUCCAUGUUCCGGGGUUUUGGCUAUGACCCAUUAACAGAUGACUACUUGGUGGUUCAACUGUUGGACAGACUCGGUAAACCUGGAAACUUGGCGGAGGUAUUCUCUGUGAGAGCUAACAAGUGGAAAAAAGUUGAGGCUAUCGAUAUGAUGUUUAUGCCCACAGGCUCUAGGUUUAGUCAAAACAUGUGCGGCUUGCUGUUGAACAACUGUAUUCAUUGGUUGACCUACUGUAUCAAGCUACCGAUGAUUCUUUCUGUUAUUUUUGCUUAUGAUUUAACAGAAAGGAGGUUUUUGGAGAUACCUCUGCCAGUUGAUUUUGAUGAUAAUAAGUUGCACUCUCGUGUUUUGAGGGAACUUGCAGGGUUUCUCAAUCUAUGUGCUACUGUGGAGUGGAACUAUUCGCUAGAAAUAUGGGUGAUGAAAGAAUACAAAGUGCAAUCAUCUUGGACAAAGACUAUUGUUGUGUCUCUUGAUCAUUUACCUACUGGACUCUUCUUCCCAAUUUGCUCAACAAAAAAUGGUGAUAUUAUUGGAAAUGAUGGGGAGACUGGAUUGACCAAAUGUAGUAAGGAGGGGGAGCUGAAGGAGAAUCGUCCCCAUUGUAAUGUUUCAUUCAGACACCCUUUGGCUGUCUAUAAAGAGUCUCUACUUUCACUCCCUUGUCACACCCAGCAGGCUGUUGAAGAUAACUAA
This is a messenger RNA of Sphenostylis stenocarpa, 1158 nucleotides long. NCBI's taxonomy places the organism in Eukaryota, Viridiplantae, Streptophyta, Magnoliopsida, Fabales, Fabaceae. The record is from the annotation of a GenBank genome assembly.